Acipenser ruthenus (sterlet) is the source of this 985-nucleotide messenger RNA. Its product is annotated as receptor-type tyrosine-protein phosphatase eta-like. The record is from RefSeq and is a predicted model, not a curated record. NCBI's taxonomy places the organism in Eukaryota, Metazoa, Chordata, Actinopteri, Acipenseriformes, Acipenseridae. The transcript has 4 exons. The coding region runs from base 56 to 706 and encodes 216 amino acids. Gene Ontology annotation, molecular function: protein binding.
AAUAGACUCUGUGGGGACCAACUCAGUUUCCCUGAGCUGGAGCAAUCCUUCCGGUAUGGAUGGGAUCCUAUAUAGCUUUAACAUAACCUACUCCAGCUCCUCUAUCAGUUACCAAGUCUCCACUAGUGGAAGCAUCAAAUCCAUUAUCAUCUCUAACCUGAUACCGGGAAGCAAGUAUGUUUUCAAUAUCACCACAGUGCAGGCCCAUGGAAGUCAGAGCACUCCUGUCUUACAAUCUCUCUAUACAAUUCCUUCCCCACCUGGAGAGAUAAGAUUCGACUCGGUGGACACUAACUCGGUUUCUCUGAGCUGGGGGGAACCUUUUGGUAUGGAGAAGGCAUCGUACAGCUUUAAUGUAACCUACUUCAGCUACCUUUUGGGUCAUCAAGGCUACACCAUUGCCAACUCAAAUUACACUGUCAUCUCUAACCUGGAAUCAGGAACUGAGUACUUCUUCAAUGUCACCACUGUGGUGGGAAAGGGAGCCAGCAGUAUACCAGAUAAUGGUGGACAAAGCACACCUGUUUCAAAAUCUCGCUACACAAAAGCUGCAAACCGUGCAAUUCUUUCUGUAAAAUACAGGUGCUCUGAUGAACCACAACAGUGCCAGAAGAUAGUAGAGGAAAAGUUUCGAGCCAUAUUGGGGAAGUAUCUAUCUGGAGUGCCCUGGAGCAUGAAAAUUCGAGACAACCGGAAAGGGAAUUAAUCAUAAUGCUGAUGAUAAAGAGCAUGCAUAUAUAGUACAGUCUCAUAUUCAUGUGAUUCAGCUAUCUGGCAUUUCUGUGUAUCAGAUGCAAAUGACAUUGCAUUCAAAUUAGCUGUACGGAUUUUUCAUAACUAUAUAUUUAAAAAAUAUAUGCAAGUUUUUACUUAAGGGACCAUGGUUUAACUGCUUUUUCUAUUGUGUUGGUGACAUACAAGGGAACUUGCUCUAACUUGUUAAUAAAUACCCAAGAUCUCAAGUUAUAUAAAUUUAUAUUUUAAA